Molecule: messenger RNA, 1265 nt
Organism: Coniophora puteana RWD-64-598 SS2
Lineage: Eukaryota; Fungi; Basidiomycota; Agaricomycetes; Boletales; Coniophoraceae
Exons: 3
Coding region: 1-1056 (351 amino acids)
Biological process (GO): nucleobase-containing compound metabolic process
Molecular function (GO): nucleic acid binding; 3'-5' exonuclease activity
Source: RefSeq, a predicted model, not a curated record
AUGGACGUGACGCCGCCCGCCUUCAUCUACUGCGCGGACCCGGGCACGGCCAACUGGGCGCUGCCCUACCUCGAGGCGUCGCCGUACAUCAUCCUCGACUGCGAAGGGAUGAACAUCGGCCAGGCCGGCGGCGUGCUCUCGCUCGUGUGCGUCGGCAGCGCGCACGCGCGGGACGUGUUCGUGUUCGACGUGCUCGCGCUGCGCGCGUCCGAGUCCAGCGGCGGCUCCGCGGAUCCUUCAAGUCGCACGGAUCAGUCGUCGGCGCUGGCGCGUCUCGCGCGCGUGCUCGCGGACCCGGGUGUGCGCAAGGUGAUGUGGGACUGCCGGAACGAUUAUCUGGAGAUUAAAGAGGUGUUGGGGGCUGCGAUGCGUGGGGUGCUUGAUUUACAGUUGGCGGAGAUCGGGGCGCGCGGGGAGGACGGGUGGGAGGGCGCGGGGCGCCGCGAGGGGCGGAUUGCGGCGGGGGGGAGGCGCGUGUCGUGGAGGUUUUUGAGGGAUAAUCGCGGGUUGUUUAAGGGCGUGCAUGCGCUCAAGGGUAUGGAGCAGGCGCUGAGGGAGAGCAAGAUUCCGAUGCAGGGCAAGGACGCCGACGUCGUGGCCAUGCACAAGGCCGACGGCUCCGCCAUGUGGCUGCAGCGCCCGCUGCACCCCAAACUACUCGCGUACGCAGCGCACGACAUAUACAUGCUCGACGCCCUCUACGCCAAGUUCCUACACGACCGCUGGAUCACGCCGCACACGGAGCCCGCGCUGCUCGAGCAGAGCGCACGGUACGCGCUCGCGCUCUCAUACCAGGGGCGCGUCGCGCCCGAGGACGUGUUCGGCUCGUGCGGGCUCCUGCCGCUGGACGUGCUCCGCGAGCCGCGCGGGCUGACGGUGCCGUGCGCGGGGUGCAGGCGUAUUCAGGGGCUGGAUUGUUUUAUGCUGCAGCAGAUGCGCGGGCAGCGAGUGAGGCACCGGAGCAACCUGUGCAGGGUGUGCCAGAUCAAGGCGAUUAUUAAGAAGGUGGAUUUUACGCCGAUGCUGACGUAUGUUGUGGUGAAUGAACGGCACUGAUAGUGACUUGGUUGGAGUGUUGUCCACGGACUUUUGGAUUCUUUGAUGCUGCUUUAUUUGUACGUUAUAAUGAGCUGUGUUUCGAUAGCCUACUUCCGAACGUUCCUUCUGCUUGCUUACGCCGGACACGAUGGUCUUUGCAUUGAGUUCGGCAUGUCGUUUACGGAUGCAGCAGGCAAUGUAAUGUAAGAGUUGUAGACGAUGCGUCU